Molecule: messenger RNA, 4540 nt
Organism: Nasonia vitripennis (jewel wasp)
Lineage: Eukaryota; Metazoa; Arthropoda; Insecta; Hymenoptera; Pteromalidae
Exons: 9
Coding region: 947-3931 (994 amino acids)
Source: RefSeq, a predicted model, not a curated record
AGCCACGCGCGGUUGCGACAUCGGCGCCGCGUGCGCGGCAUAAGCGAGCGCGAAUUUAGAAAAUUGUGCGCGCAUGAAAGUUGGGAGGAUUUUUCAAAACCCGACGCGAGGAAGCCCAUCUCCGAGGAUUUGAUUUUUGUACAACGAGCGGAAUUUCAGUCCUCGGUGAAAAGCUUCGAUUGCACGCGGAAGAGCUAAUUCGAUUCUCCGCGAUCGGGAGAAGAAAGUGCCUGACAUCGGAGUCAUUUGAGUUUCAGAGAGAUCUCGCGGCCUGACCAAAUGGAAUGUGUCGGCAGCGCGCAGCUACUCGUUUACACCGGUCAGGUGUACAAGACGAGUAAAAAUCGCGAAGGUUAAGGACGUCGCUGCAGAGAGCUGGAUCUGCGCUCUCGAAAAAAGUCGAUUAUCGCGAGUCUAUACGAUUAGCGACUGCAUCGCGGAAUGCCGACGGCGUGGAAUUAUACGAGUUCGCGCACGCGACCGCGAUGCCGGUUCGGAUUGCGGGAAGCACGUGCGCGCACGCGUGACCGCUACUUGUACUCUUGAAUUAGAAUUAUCGUUCGACGAGAACCCAAGAGAUUUCCAUUGUGAAAUUUCUACGGGCGCAUAAGUCGGCUCGGCAAGGCUACUCCAUACGCGCUGCGGUUGAUACUGCUCCCGUUCCUAUGUACGCGAUAUAACGUUGGAGCGCGUUACAGCCGAGGUUGCAGGAUUAGGUCGCGCGUAAUCGUCUCUCCGCUCGCUCGGAGAUUGCUGCGUUACAGCCGCUCUCGCGUCCUUUCUCCUGCGCGCGCGCGCGCGCGUGUAGCCUCGACUGGGAAUUUGCACUUUCUUCCAACAACGCACCCUUGUACACGGACCGUCCUUCUGCUUUCAGAUUCGACAAAUCGGACCGCAUCGUAGGAUGCCAGUCGUCUGCUGAGCGCUCAUCUUUAACGACAGCAGCAUGGCGUCCAAGCUUUCAGCUCUCCUCGCAGCCCUCGCCCUCGUAUGCAGCUGCGGGGCGCAGAUCUACACGGGCGGCUCGACGUACAGCGAUGUGGAGCCGGAGGCGGCUGCGGCUGCGGCCAACGCCGAGGAGGUAGUGCUGCCCGCGCCGGCCGGCCCCGAGUUCACCACCCAGACCGUCUACGGGUUCCUCGACUUCACCACGACCAUCGGCAACACGGUGAUGGUCUUCAGUCCGCAGAGCGAGCCCGCAGAGGGCAACCGCGAGGCCAAGUCCGCCUCGGCGAUCGAGACGAAGCCGUCUGUGGCGGAGAAGAAGAUCGCCGACAUCCAGCCGAGCAAGACGCACAAGGCCGAGGGCACGAAGAAGGGCAGCACCAAGAUCGUCGUCAACUCGGUGGUCCAGCAGAACGUCGUCGGCCCGGCGAGUCAGUCCAGCGAGCCUACGCGCGCCCAAGUCGCAACGAGCAAGAGCCCAGCCCUGUCGAGCGUCCUCGAGGUGAGGCCCAAGCUCGACGACGUGCCCGGCGUCAAGAACAACCUGGCCGAGCCCGAGUACGACUUCCUGUCCAAGCAGCCGACCGAAAUCGUCGACGAGACCUACAAGGUGAUAAACCUGCGUCCGUCUGCCAAGUCGCCGGGCCCGAAGCCCCGGCCCUCGGCCCGCCGCGACAAGGAGAACCCCACGGGCCUGGUGACCAAGCUCGGCGGCACCAUCGUCAAGGACGGCCUGACGACGGUCCACGAGACCAACGUCAUCGGCACCUACAUCAACGGCAAGUACGCCCAGGUGCUGCAGAGCAGCUCGCGGAUACUCAACCCGCCGGCCAACAACGUGCUGGACGCCGGCAACAAGAUCAAGCCGAGCAGCAGCCAGCGGAUCCUCAAGACCCUCGGGCCCCAGCAGCACGGCAAGCACAAGCCGCACCAGCAGCACCAGCACCAGCUCGAGCCCACCUCGCCGCUGCAGUCGGACGAGCCCGAACAGGCCGGUCUGGGAGGAGGCAGGCCCGGUCGCCGGCAUCCCGGCGGCAACGGAGUACGGCCCAAGUUCCGCAACAAGAUCGCGGACGAGGCCGAGAACGGAGAGCAGCAGCAGCAGCAGCAGCAGCAACAGCAGCAGCAGAACCGACCAGCCGGAGGCAAAAACAGGCCCGGCGGCGCUCGGCCCAGUUACAAGAACCGGACCCAGCAGACGGCGACCACGACGACGACGGAGGCCUCCACGGGCGGCACCCGCCGCCGCGCGGGCUUCCGGCCGUCCAACAGCAUCGCCAACAGCAGCCCGGCCAAGCAGUACAAGAGCGCCUCCAAGUCCGAGCAGCAGUCGGCCGCGCCUACCUCGAACCCCUCGGCCAAGGCCAAGCUGCCGCGCACCCAGGGCCGCUGGUCCUACAAGACCACCCCCAAGCCGCGCAUCCAGAUCCGCAAGCAGGCCGGCGACGAGGAGCCCAGCGCUAAGCAGCCCCAGGCCCAGCAACCGGUCGUCAGCGUGGAGCAGAGCGUGGCCACCUCGGCCCCGGUGGCCAGCGGUGGCCCGCAGCCGGGGAGCAACGCCGAGGAGCCGGCGCCCCUGAGCCAGCGCAACAUCCAGGAGGGCGACUUUGACGGCGAGCUCGACGAGAGCGAGUCCGAGGACGUGAACGUCAGCGUCCAGCAGCAGCAGCCCGAGGCCGGGCCACCGCAGCCCGCCGAGCGGAUCCUGCCCGUCGAGACCAUCAACGUGGAGAUCUCGACGCCCGGCGACUUGAACGACAUCUACUUCGAGAUAGCCACCAUCAAGUCGCCCUACGAGUUCCAGGUGGGCACCUCCCGCAACACGCGCUUCGUCACCGUCACCUCGACCAUCAAAAAGUCCUUCGCCACGGCCGAGCCGACCCCGAGCUCGCUCUCGCCCACCGAGCCGCUGACCGAGAACAUCCUGGCCAACACCGGCGCCGCGUACGAGAGCAGCCUGCCGCUCGACUCGUCGAUCGCCACGCUGCCGGCCAUCACCCUCGAGCCCAGCCAGGCGACCCCGCCGCUCGAGACCAUCACCGAGACCUUCUCCACGACGCAGACGCUGCUCAAGACCCACCUGCUGCCGGUGGUGGCGGCCAACGGCAACACCACCAGCCGCAUCACCCUCGUGCAGACCUACAACAUCGCGAGGAUCGUCACCGCGACCAAGACCCUGCCGCCCACCGAGCUCUUCCAGUUCGUGCCCAGCAAGACCCUCAACGAGUUCAACUCGAAGCUGGACGAGGCCGGCAGCGAGCUGCACCUCGAGCUCGACUUCGGCGACGACGAGCGCGACGACGAGGACGUGCCCAAGCGCAUAGUCGCGCCCAGCACGGACCUCGACUCCGACCUCGACAUCUUCAAGUCCCUCAGCCCCAGCAGCAGACUCAAGGCCGAGCAGAGCCCCAGCAGCAGCGCCGUCGCCGAGUCGCCCAUCAGCAAGGAGCAGGCCCAGCAGCUGGCCCUGCUGCAGCUGCUCGGGCAGGCCCAGCCGCAGGUGAUCACGACGUCCCGGCCCGUGGUGGUGCUGGAGACCAUCUACGACUCGCACGUGAUCCCGCUGGUGAACGGCGGCAACACCAUCUUCUCGACGCUGACCCGGCCCGUGGCGACGGUGCCGCGCACCUCCUACGAGUACGGCACCUCGACCCUGGCCGCGCCCAUCACCCUGCCGCAGGUGCCGCAGCUGCCGCAGCUGCCGCAGGUCCCGCAGGUGCCGCUCUUCCCGCACGCCCAGCCGCAGUUCACGGUGACGAGCGCGCCGGUCGUCCAGCCGACCGUGGCCACCGUCUCGGACUCGCGCGUGCUCAAGCUGACCUUCGGCGCCAAGACGGCCUACACGACGCUCUUCUCCACGCGGCUGGUGCCCACCGAGCUCACCACCUACGUCACCUCGACCAUCGCGCUCCAGCCCACGGUGCCGGCCUUCCCCGGCUACUACCCGCCGGCCGUCGGCUUCCCCGGCUACCCCUACGUGGGCUAGAGGCCGAUCGACGAGAAGCGACGAAUGGGUUUGUGCGCACUUACGGCGCCCUUCUCGCGCCUCCCGAGAGCGAGGCCGAACGCGAGUAGGGCGCGGACCGAGCUCGAGACGUUACUUUAGCCUUACUUUACUGUAUAAAUCGAGCGGUGCACUGCAAAUUUUCGGCACCUCUCGACUCGAAAUUCCUGCGCGCGCGAUCUUAAAUUAUUAUUCCUAGUAUUAGUUGAGUGAAAAAUUGCGCAAGGCACAGGUCGCUGCCAUCAACGAAAGAAAAAAAAAACAGUCCUCGCGCGAAGCCACUCGUGAAAAAGAAACGAAAGCGAGCGAUUGCAGCACGCUCGCUGCUGUCGAGAUUCUUUUUUUCUUCGUAUUGUGUAUCGAUGCGAGUGUGUACUUUCGGCCCACCAUAGGCAUGCAAUAGAAACUUGACGGUUGGAGAAGAGAAAAAACGGUGCUCGCGAUUCGUUCUAUUAUUAUUGUAAAUAAAUUAUUUUUAGCCCCUAACAUUGACAUUAUACCAUUUCAUACCAUUUAGCUGUACGUAAUAUAAUAUUGUAUACUAUGUAUAUUGAUAAUUUUUGUAAAUAAAGAGUGUGAAACUCAACGGCA